Neofelis nebulosa (Clouded leopard) is the source of this 949-nucleotide messenger RNA. It is a transcript of the gene BORCS5, whose product is annotated as BLOC-1 related complex subunit 5. NCBI's taxonomy places the organism in Eukaryota, Metazoa, Chordata, Mammalia, Carnivora, Felidae. The coding region runs from base 329 to 919 and encodes 196 amino acids. Gene Ontology annotation, biological process: organelle transport along microtubule; lysosome localization; positive regulation of anterograde synaptic vesicle transport. Gene Ontology annotation, cellular component: cytoplasmic side of lysosomal membrane; synaptic vesicle membrane; BORC complex. The record is from RefSeq and is a predicted model, not a curated record. The transcript is spliced from 4 exons.
GAAAGCGGCGCCGCCCGCCGGCGGCCGGCGCGGCUGAAGCUGGGCGCCCUCCACCUCUUUCCUUAGGGUCCCCCAAAGAGAGCGGGCAAACACCGUGCAUCCGCGCUACGCCUCUUGGCGCGUCGGUUCCCCAAGUAGGGCCUCCCAUCCCCCAACGCCAGCGCACCUGAGUGGGCUGGGCGCGUCAUCUCCACAAGUCGGCCCUGCAGCGGCGCCCACAUUUGGUGUAGCAUCCCUGUCCCAGUCCCCAGCCCCUGCCCGGUCUUCCCGCCGCCGGAGCGGUGACCGCCUGGCCCGCCGUUCUUCCGCUGCCACCGCUGCCGCCACCAUGGGCAGUGAGCAGAGCUCCGAGGUCGAGAGCCGACCCAACGAUCUGAACUCCUCAGUGACUCCUUCUCCAGCUAAGCAUAGAGCCAAGAUGGACGAUAUCGUGGUUGUAGCUCCAGGCUCCCAGCCCUCACGGAAUGUCAGUAACGAUCCCGAUGUCAUCAAACUGCAAGAGAUUCCGACCUUCCAGCCACUUUUGAAAGGACUAUUGAGUGGCCAGACUUCCCCAACAAAUACCAAACUGGAGAAAUUGGAUUCUCAGCAGGUGUUACAGCUCUGCCUUCGAUAUCAGGACCACCUUCAUCAGUGUGCAGAGGCCGUUGCCUUUGAUCAGAAUGCUUUGGUUAAACGAAUCAAAGAGAUGGAUUUGUCCGUAGAAACUCUCUUUAGCUUCAUGCAAGAGCGCCAGAAAAGAUACGCCAAAUAUGCGGAGCAGAUCCAGAAGGUCAAUGAAAUGUCCGCCAUCCUCCGCCGCAUCCAGAUGGGCAUCGACCAGACCAUGCCCCUGAUGGAGCGGCUCAACAGCAUGCUGCCCGAGAGCGAGAGGCUGGAGCCAUUCAGCAUGAAACCCGACCGAGAGCUCAGGCUGUAGAGCUGCCCGCCCCCUCCUGCCAGGCUGGGC